Achroia grisella is the source of this 3098-nucleotide messenger RNA. It is a transcript of the gene eIF2A, whose product is annotated as eukaryotic translation initiation factor 2A. Gene Ontology annotation, molecular function: tRNA binding; mRNA binding; protein binding. The record is from RefSeq and is a predicted model, not a curated record. NCBI's taxonomy places the organism in Eukaryota, Metazoa, Arthropoda, Insecta, Lepidoptera, Pyralidae. Gene Ontology annotation, cellular component: cytosolic small ribosomal subunit. The coding region runs from base 109 to 1821 and encodes 570 amino acids. Gene Ontology annotation, biological process: translational initiation. The transcript has 12 exons.
AAUUAAAGUAAACCAAAUAUUAAAAUGUGCUAAUCUUGAAUAUUGAGGAAUAUUAUAGAAUGAAAAUUUUGUAGUUGUAAUUCAUAAAAUAUUAUACUUAGAACUAAAAUGAGUGCCACUCCACACAUUGCCGGUUUGACCAACAAAAACAUUUUCUUAGUUGAAUUCAAAGAACCUUAUGGAGAAAAAACGCUCAGGGAUGAAACAACUCCAAACAUACGUAGUAUUAUAUACAGUCCUAAAGGCACAUAUCUUGCGUACAGAAGUGAUAGAAAGGUUGAAAUAAUAAAAUGUGCAGACUGGUCAACCACAGCAACCAUAGAUGGCAAUGUGAAAGAUAUGUUUUUUUCACCAUUAGAUACUUAUUUCAUGGUUUGGGAGAUGUUUGUUCUGACAAAGGAAACCCCUCAGGGUAAACCAAAUCUCCAUGUCUAUAAAUCUGCUACAGGUGAAUGUAUAGGAUCAUUUAUGCAGAAAAAUCAAGCCGGAUGGGAACCACAAUGGUCAUCAGAUGAGAAACUGUUUUGUGUUCAGAUGACAUCAAGGAUACUCUUCUAUGAGGAUGGUGUAUUCGAUCGCUAUGUGCAGCACCUACAGGCUGAUAAGCUCAAAUCUUUUAGUCUGUCGCCAAGUCCGGGGCCAUCAUAUUAUUUAGCUGUUUUCACAUUAGGAAAGCAAGGUCAGCCAUCAGCAUGGCGUGUAUUAAAAUACCCGCAGUUGGAUAUAACACAAUCAGUCGUCAGCCGCUCUACCUUUCAGGCUGACAAAGCUACAUUCUACUGGAAUAGACGAGGCACCAACAUAUUUGCGAUGACACAAACUGACGUAGACAAAACUGGCGGGUCUUAUUAUGGGAAACAAUCAUUAUCAUACGGCGACGUGAAAGGAAACGCUGGGAAUAUGGCAUUUAGUAAAGAAGGCCCUAUCCACGCAUUAUCUUGGAACCCCGGCAAUUCGAACGAGUGGGUAGCUGUGUAUGGCCAUGCUCCAGCCAAAGCGACGCUGUUCAACGCAAAGUGUGAUCCACUUUACGAGUUCGGGACUGGGUCUUGGAAUGCUGUUUACAUACCACCAGAAGGAAAUUAUGUUCUAUUGGGCGGUUUUGGUAACAUAGCCAGUGGACACAUUGAGGUGUGGACCAUGCAAGGCUACAAGAAGGUGGGCACGUGCUCCGCCCCGGAUACCACCAGCCUGCAAUGGGACCCGCGCGGAGAAACCUUCCUCACCGCCACCACAUACCCCAGGCUUACGGUCGGCAACGGAUACAAAAUCUGGCACUACACCGGAGCCCUUCUGCAUAAACAUGUUUGCCAAGAGAAAGAAAAUUUACUGGGCAUCUACUGGCGGCCGGGACAGUAUCCCAAGAGUGAGUUAUCAAGAGCUGCCCCCAAAGGCAUCGAGGACUCUACGCCGAAGCCUGUCGGUGCAUAUCGUCCGCCAGGCGCAAGAAAUAAGCCCUCUAAUUUCACGUUACACGAACAUGAGAAACCGCAUCGUCCUGGAGAAAAUGCUAGUGCAACGCCGUCUAAGCAAGCUAUCAAACAGAGAGAAAAGCGAGAAGCGCGAAAAGCUAAGAAAGCUGAAGAGCGAGCAACAGGCGACCCCCCGCCACCGCAGUCCCCCGUAGCGCCAAGGCCUGCCUUUGUCUCCACAGGGGACCCAGAAAAGGAUAAGAAAAUAAAGAAUUUAAACAAAAAACUGAGUGAUAUAGACAAGUUAAAACAACAGAGGGCAGCUGGGAAGCAGUUGGAAUUGAACCAAUUGGCCAAGAUAGAAAGUGAACAAGUGUUGCAACAAGAACUAGAUCUACUAAGAUUAUGAUCUCGCACGCUUCAACACAUUGUUACAAACCCACACAUCAUACAUGUGAUUAAGCAUAAUAAUAUUUUUUUUUAUAUUUCUACAGCUGUAACUUUUAUUUAUAAGUACCUCCAUUUGUUGGUAAGAAAUGUGUUUGCAUUUAAUUAGUUUUUUUUAUUAUUAUUAUUAUUGCUUCAAUAAAUAAUUGUUUUUUAAUGCUGUGACGUUAUUUGUGUGUAAAGAUUGUUAUAGAAUAUUUACUUUAAUAAAGUGUGGGCUAGCUCGUUAUCAAAGCUGUUGUACUGAGUCUAGAUAUCGGCAAACAAUUUUAGCAUGAAUUUAAUACAUCUCUUGCGCAGUAAGUUUUAUAAAAAUCUACAACGCAAGCUUGGUUGUCUAUGGCUCUUCUUGUUUGCCGCGAAUUAUAUAAUGAAAUAUAUUUUUAUACAUGAUCCCUAAAAAUCCUAAUUCAUCAUUUAUUUUAGAUGUAAAAAAGUAAAAUCGCUAUAUUUAAACAUAUAUAUAAAGAAUGUUUAUAUUUAUUGCAAUCUAGUGUGCCUGAAAUACAUAUUAAUAAUGUUACGCCGUUACUAAUAAUAAUAAUUUGAAACGGAUUGAAAUCCACUGUUAUGCUUUUUAUACGCACCACUUCAGAAUUGCAAUUGCUACUGUACAUGAAAAUGUAUAAUAUUUGUCACAUGUGAGUGACUAUUUUUCUUAUACUGUCCAAGUUUAUUAUCAAUGGUUUUAGUCAGUUUAUUUGACAGUUAUAUUUACAUUCUUGUAAGGAAAUUACUAUAAUUCACUGAUAAUUAAACCGAAGAAUAUUCGGGCCAGUUAAAGGCCCGUUUAAGAAUAAACGUAGUGUACGAGUCAUACAAUUAAAAAAAAUCAAUUUUUGUUUCGGCCAUAAUUUUUAUGGACAGUAUCCAAUAUUGAAAUAUAUGAACUAAGUUUAAUUUAAUAGAAUAAAGCUUAGUUUAAUAAACUUGUCUUUUAAUAGUUUUAAUUUUCUAAUGACAGUCCUGUUUUACUUGAAAUAAUAUUAUUUUAAAUUAAUUAUUGAGUUGUAGACUACCGCGACAAUAAUUUCUUUGAAAUUGAAACUUAAAAUGUAUGUAAAUUUGUCUGUCUUGUUAAUAUGUCUGACUGAAAAUGUUUAUAAGUAUAUCAUAAAUAUGUAUAAAUGUUAUUACAAAACAUUAUUUGACUGAACAAAUUUUCUUCAAUUUUCACAUACAGGCAUUUUUACAGUGAUUGUUAAAUAAUAUCUGAAGUAUAAUAUGUGUUAAAUAAAG